Messenger RNA from Rhea pennata, 1170 nucleotides. It is a transcript of the gene LRRC19, whose product is annotated as leucine rich repeat containing 19. Gene Ontology annotation, molecular function: protein binding; signaling receptor activity. Gene Ontology annotation, biological process: positive regulation of non-canonical NF-kappaB signal transduction; interleukin-8 production. Gene Ontology annotation, cellular component: plasma membrane. The record is from RefSeq and is a predicted model, not a curated record. The transcript has 5 exons. NCBI's taxonomy places the organism in Eukaryota, Metazoa, Chordata, Aves, Rheiformes, Rheidae. Bases 1 to 1170 code for a protein of 389 amino acids.
AUGCUGUCUUUAAGAAGCAACAGAAAGAUUCUGAACAUGAAACUCUCUUGGCUCAUGAUCUGGGCUGAAAUACUGUUUUUGAAUCCAGUCACAGCUGACUGUAACAUUACUUCUCAAACAGUCAUUUGUAAGGAGUCUGGAAAGAAUCUCCAUACUAUCCCUGCUAAUCUUUGCCAAAAUGUUACAAAACUAAGCCUCAAAAAUAACAAAAUAACUUUAAAUGAUUCUGACAAAAAGGUUCUUCAAAGGCUUACUAACCUCACUGAACUCUACUUAAAUGAAAAUGUAAUUACUGUACUGUAUAAUAACAGCUUCUGCAAGCUGACAAAACUCACAAUUCUGGAUAUCAGCCAUAAUCAUAUUAUCACAGUACAUCAAGCAGCAUUUGUAGGCUUAAAUCAACUGACAAAGCUGAAUCUAUUCCAUAACAAUAUUACUCAAUUAGAUUCGGAUGUGUUUACAUCGUUAAAGAGUCUGAAAGUUUUGAAUCUACAGGAUAACCUAUUAAAAUCUUUUCAUAUAAAAUCCUCUUUUAAGUUGAUUACAAUCAUCUUGGCUGGAAACCCAUGGAACUGUUCCUGUGACCUUCUUGAUUUACAGAAAUGGCUAACUACCUCCAGCGUGACAAUGGAAAAUGAAAACAACACUUUAUGUGCAUUUCCAAACACCAAGAAAAUAAUUUCUAUCAGGACUGCAGUUAUCCAAACAACAGACUGUGAUUUUAAAAAAGAUUCUUUAGAAAACACUGUAACUUCCACUUCUGUCAAUAAGCUUAGAAGUACUGCCUUUCUAACAUCUCUGGCUUCUUCAAACAACACUAUUGGAAACAAUGGAACGCAUGCAGAGUUACCACUUGGCAAAAGUUGGACCUUCCUAGUGGGUGUCCUAGGAUUUGUCCUAAGUACCACACUUCUGAUUUUUACUGCUAUAAAAUGCCCAACAUGGUAUCGCUAUUUGAUCAGCUACAGUCACCGUCGUCUGGAAGAAAAUGACCCAGAGAUGUUUGAACAGGAGUUCUCAGCUGAUAUGAAUUCUUUUUCUACUGUAUCAGAUACAAACAAUGAGCAUUCUAUAGUAAUAUUUGAGAAAAUCCAUGCAUUUGUGCCUGAGGAAGAUGGAUUUAUUGAAGAUAAAUAUAUAGAUACGCAUGGAAUAUCUGAGGAGAACUAA